AUGGGGCUGCUGGGUCCGAAAGAGAACGAAGAGAGAGAGAGAGAGAGAGGAGAUGGGAGUGCAGUGGAGAAGAGCACGGGUUUCCAACGGCUGGACAUUUUCGGUGUCGUUGUGGAUGUUAGCGCUGCUGAACAUUGUUUUUGUGUGGUGACACGGCAUAUCAUAAACACGGCUCCGUUGGAAAUGCUUGCGAAAAUGGUUAUCCAAGUUAGUUGA
Molecule: messenger RNA, 216 nt
Organism: Angiostrongylus costaricensis
Lineage: Eukaryota; Metazoa; Nematoda; Chromadorea; Rhabditida; Metastrongylidae
Source: the annotation of a GenBank genome assembly